AUGGACCCUUCCAAGGAGCCAGAUGUUCAGCGGCAUAUGCAUACAAAAUACCCAAGCGAAGAAGAAGUCACGUCAUAUGGCCAGCUCCGAGGCCUAUACGCGGUGGUCGACAGAGAUCGUCGACCGAUCCAGGUGUCUCCUCCGUGCAUUCACGACUGGGCAGAUCUCAAUGUGUCAUCGGACGAUUCGACUUCCAAUUCGGAUGUCUCCGAGCUUGAUCUCAACGAUGUUUUGGAGGAGCAGUCCAUUGCCCCAACAGCUCAGGAUGCAUCUGAUUGGGGUAUUCCACCUAAUCAAACCCAGGGAAAGGCAACUCCUUCUGUCGCGGACACUUCAGAUCUUGAUUCUGAAUGGAAAUCGUUAUCUGCCGAAAUUUGGGAAACGGUGCAUACUUCUCAGUCGGACGAUCCCGAUCCGAAUGAUGCUUUGCAAGCGCAGCCCACUGCCGCAACGGCUCGUCCUGCCUCUAAUCAGGAUAGUCCAUCUGAUCGAACUCGGGCAACGACGACCUCUUCACUUAUUUCAGCCAUUGCGGAUCUUACAGAUGCUUUGAAGUCCACCGUCAACACAGCCCACGCUGAGCCUGAUUUUGCAUAUGUAAGUGAGCAAAUCUUGGCAACGGCAACUCUUCUUGUCAUAGCUCGUCGACGUUUGGCAGCGGCAACCUCUCCUACUUCCAAUAUUCCAUCUCAUUCACGAUGGGAAGCGGCAAACCGUUCUGCUUACAACAGGUCAUCCUCUCAACGUCCGGCAACGGCAACUACUUCUGCUUCUUAUAUUCCACCUCAUUUACGAUGGGAAGCGGCAAAUGGUCCUGCUUACGACAAAUCAUCCUCUCAACAUUGGGCAACGACAACUACUCCCGCUUCUGACAUUUCGUCUCAUCAAUAUAAGGCAACGGCGAAUCCCUUUGCUCCCAACAAUUCAUCCAGUCAGUUCUGGGCAACGGCAAUCAAUUCUGCUUCCAAGCGUUCAUCUCAUCAACGUCAAAGUUGGGCAGCGGCAACUACUUCUGCCCCAACUCAGCUAGCUGCUCCUGUUCCAACAAAUCCGAUUCCUUCUCUCAUGAGAUCGCCAACUCCUACGCAGAGAACUUGGCCAGCUCCCGAUCCUUCGAAAGGGGGAUGGGGAGCUGCGUAUGUUGUAAGCACGGCAGUCAACGAUGAUCCAGUUUUGCCAUUCAAUCCAAUCUGGUAUACGCCUAGAAGCAUCCGAAACUUUAAGCCACUCCCGGCUCCGCCUCCAACGUAUGAAAAUGGCGGCUUGCCUUCGACAGAGCCUUCUUCUUCAGAGAACUUGGUUCCGGAUGUUGCAGACGAUAAUUCUGAUCCGGUGGAAGCCGUUGAUCAGUCAGCGGCACCGGGUCAUGUUUCGCCGAGAAUGGAACCCCUCCGAACAAUUUACGGCAUCGUGGCAGCUGUUCGCGUGUAUCUGCGUCCUUUUCUCAACUUCUGA
This is a messenger RNA of Beauveria bassiana ARSEF 2860, 1455 nucleotides long. RefSeq lists its product as uncharacterized. The record is from RefSeq and is a predicted model, not a curated record. The transcript has a single exon. NCBI's taxonomy places the organism in Eukaryota, Fungi, Ascomycota, Sordariomycetes, Hypocreales, Cordycipitaceae. Bases 1 to 1455 code for a protein of 484 amino acids.